Molecule: messenger RNA, 4997 nt
Organism: Athalia rosae (coleseed sawfly)
Lineage: Eukaryota; Metazoa; Arthropoda; Insecta; Hymenoptera; Athaliidae
Exons: 10
Coding region: 109-2460 (783 amino acids)
Source: RefSeq, a predicted model, not a curated record
GAACCUUUCUUGGCUGGAAAAGUUUUACUAAACAAAUAAUCGUGAUUGAUUUUUAAAACGAGCUAAAAUAAAGACUAGUGAUGUGUGGUGAGCUCAUAUCAAAAGAUUAUGGACAACCUGGCUAAUUGGACUAAUGGUAUCAUCAAUGUGACAACACCAGUACCGGCACAGAACUGUGUAUCCAGUUCGUCAGGUUCAGAAUCAGUCAGCAAGCUCCUGAUCAUUGCACCUUCGUGGGAUGCAGUGAACCAGGAUUUGAGAUGGAUCUUCCUACUACAUACCUAUGGCUUUGCCUGCCUCUUUUUUGUGCUCAGCUUCUACACAUUUUUUUCCAUACUAAAUUUAAGAUCUCUAAUUUCAAGCCGCCCUUUCAUGUCAACAAUAAAUAUAUUUCUCUGUGUUCUGGGAGCUUCAAGAUCUGGCUGUUUAUUCAUAGAUCCAUACAAUCUCAAAGAGACUAUGCCACGAGUUAUUGGCUCGAUAAUGUGGGACAUUGGAUUCCCAUGCGUGACUUCUGCUUUUUGCCUGAUCCAGUUGGCUUUUCUACAAUUGACACAGCUCAAAUUUGGCCCUGAAAAGCUGCAGAAAGAAUCUUGCCUUAGUCUCAUUAUUACGGCUCAUUUUUCCUGCAUUAUAGCAAGUGAUGGUGUACUUGCUUUUCACAACCACUAUAUAUCAAAGUAUGUGAUUCAAACUAUAUUCCUCUUGUGGAGCAUCAUGCUGUACUUGACAUUUUUGCAUGCUGGCUACAAGGUCAUGCAUCUGCUAAGAACUGUGCCAAAUAGUAUGCUAACGCGGGAUAAUUCUCACAUUAAUCAAAAAGGAAUAAUGCAGCUAGCUAUGCUUGCGCCAUAUAACAAUUUGGCAACAUCCGUAGCUGCAGCUCUUGUACCAACUUUGCUUGGCCCUAAGCUGAAAGCAUCAGCCGAGAAUACCAUACCCGGGAGUAUUAUUAGAGAUUCCGAGCUUAAUCAAAGUUUGAAAGCUCAAUCAGUAAAUAAAAUUCCGAAAAGUCCAGACUCAAAUCGCAGAGAGCAGAUUGAAUCAUCUGUUUCUGCAAGCGUUCAGUCACCUGAAAUAACAAAGACUCAUCAGCCAAUCCCACAAAUCACUACGGUACCAGAGGUAUAUGUUCGUCCUCCAACGCCAACACCGUCAACAAUCAAUCUACCAAUCAUCACAGUUUCCAGCCCAAGUAGAAGGAGUUCUCUGGCAAGUAGGCGAGGCAGCGAUAUAUCUGGAUCAUCGAGACGUAACUCCGAAUGCAGCGUUAGAUUCAUCAACGAAGAAGAAGAACCAUCACCCUCAAGGGAAUCACGACGUCACUCAGAGUUCAACAUCAAACAACCGACUGGGACAGAAAGGCCAAGAACGCCAGAGAGCAUAUUACGAAGACAUUCAGAAAACAUUACACCAACAAGCAGCACUAAGGACUUGAGAAGAUGCUCUGAUUUUACUCACGAAAAAAAUCGUAGCUCACAAUUUGCGACUAAAUUAAGACGGAAUAGUGAUUUUGGUAACAGAACACCAAAGAGAUUGCUUUUAACAGAAGAGCAAAGAUUGCCAAGUGUGCGGGAUCACAGCCCUACAGGUUCAAGACGAAAUUCGGACAUUGGUAGCAUGACUGCAACAAAAUUCGACUCGCGAAGAAACUCUGAAUUUUCUUGUCGUCGCAAUUCCGAAUUCUUUCAAAUUAAACCUUUGAUAAUAAAUCGUGGUAAUAGCGACAUAAGUAUUAGAACACUGGACAAAAGUCCAACCCAUUAUAACAGUAUUGUUCCUGAAAAACCCGAGCUACAAGAAAAAUCGGAAUCUGAUUCCGAUCAGCCAGAUUGUAAUGAGGAAGCAGCUUUAAUGAAUAAUAAACCUGGCCAUAAUAAGUUGAAUGAAAAAGAAGAAGUUGCGAAAACACGUAAGAAAAAUUUAUCAUGGAAAAAUGACAAAAGCAAAGAAGACCAUGAAGAAAUAACAGCAGAAAGCAGUUUACUACCAGAUAAUGUGGCAUCUGAAAGCAGAAUUACGGCAUCUGAUUUUACACUUCACUCAAUAUUGAAUCAUAUUGCAUAUGUAAAUAGAGCUAAGUCUGAUACACCGUUGCAUAUCCCCGAAGCUGAUACUGCAGCAGCACGCAAAUCACAAAUACGAAGAGUAUUGAAUGUAACAUAUGCCGCAGCUAUUUUGGGAAUAAUUCUGUGUGUUGCAGAUAUAGGCAGGAUAUUUGGGCCCUAUGGACUCCUAGCAGAAACUAUUAAGAUUGGCGACAAACACUUACCAGUACAAUUUCCAAAGCCAUGGCCUUGGUUAUUAUAUCAAACUUUGUGCCGGGCAUUAGAAUUAAUAAUGGGUUGUGCUAUGGCAAGCAUAACUAAGCAGCCAUCGGUAAGCCCUCGUUAUCAAUAUUUAAAUAGCUAUCCCAGCUACAGUUUACGCAUGAAGCAAAGAGAAAAGCUUUACAUAUAAAGCAAUAUCCAAUUUGGUUCUGAAAUAGACUGAGGAAAUAAGAGAAAGUAUAUCUCGACUGCCCAUGGGAAUUCAAAAAGUAUCCGGGACUUUGAGAUUUAUCUGUUAGAUUGAAUCACUAUUUUCACUGCUAAAGGCUGACAGAGCACACUCCUUACAUUAUACAAGUUCACGGCCAAACUAUAAUACACAUGAAAAAUUGUCACGCGUACAAAGUUCAAAGUCCUUUAGGAAUUUCGAAUGGUACUCCAAUAACAUAAUUAAGAAUGAGAAGAUUAGUGGUGUGCAGUAUUAGUAGCUACCUUCCCAUACAUACAUAUAUGUUUUUAUCUCAGAACAAUAAGUUCAAUUUCCUCAAUCUUUCCCUGAGCAUAACUUAUUCUACACAUUCCGUGUAGAUAUUGGAACUUACGCAAUUUUAGAAUCCAAAUGUCAUUACGCUGACAAAAGAUGUACAGAGCUCGAAUCCAUGAAAGAUUAAUGAAAUGGAAAAGCACUGAAUUUAGCCAAAUUAUAGCAAUAGAUCUCUGUGACGUUCUAAAACAGUAAAUGUGUUCAACCGACGUAUACUCAACGUUAAAUAACUACCAAAAAAUAUCGCUUCAAACAUAAUAAUCUCUCCGAAGAAAUGUAUUUUGAUCGAUAGUUAUAUUUUUAACAUUAGAUUUAGUUAUCAAAUAAAACUUUAUCCUGAUCCGUACGUAUAUCGGAAUUUUCUAAGACUCUCCAAUGGUCCAAAGAAAACUAACUAUAAAAUCGAAAGAAAGAAGAAUAUUUAAAAGAAAAUCUAAUGAUACAAUAUUUCCAAUUUGUGGACAUUCUUCAAAACUAUUGCGGUUCAUUUUAAUAAUUCAGAUAUCAUUUUUUGAAGCCGCAAUAAUGAUAGACUGUAUAUAACCCAAAAGCUUUAACUUAGUUUAGUCACUGGUAGGGAGUAAGGGAGUAAUAAUAUCAUGUGACAAAAUAUCCUUUACACCUUAGGCAGUCCCUUUGAAGUGCCCUAUUCUUGGAUGUUCAACAAAAUAAUAUUUAAUACUAAAAUUUGGUGUCUACGUGGUUAAAACUACAAAUCAAACUUGUAACUGUGUUGUGAUCCUACAUGUGAUAUCAUACGCGUUUAGAUGUCUACUAAUAAGACCUCGUUGUGCUCGCGUAAGCUUGUAACUUUCCAGCCAACGUUCGUCAUUUAAGUUACUUAAAUAAAUGAUACUACUCUAUUCUUGAAACUACAGUAUCUUGAAUAAAAUUAUAAUUUUAAAUCGAGAUAAUUAUCCUAUGCGAAGUCAUGGUCAACCAAAGUGUAAACAGAUAGUACAAAGAUAAAUUGAUACAAUGUUUGCAGGUAUUCUUAUAUCAUCGCCGAAUAUCUGUUACUCUUAAAUUGUUCUUCGACAGUUAUCAGAGAUCAACAAGUUCAGCCCAGUUAUAAUCUUACACAAGCGUAAACGAUUCGGGUCUUUACUUGUAGAAUAGGCAGUUAAAUUAGGUAAAAAUAUAUGAUCAAUGUUCAAUGUGCCAAAUAUACGUGUUAUCUAUUUUAAAUGUUUAUGGUAAACAAUAUUAGUAUUUAAAAAGUCUAAAAAAAAAGAUAAGGAAAAAAAAUAGAAAAGUAAUGAAAAAAGAUCCACACAUAUUACUCGAAACCAUUCAUACAAAUAAUUAUUUAUAUAUAAUAUAGUGUAUAAAUAUAAUUGAGUGUGAAAUAUUGACAGAAGUACAUCAAUGGGAGGGAUUUGCACACUAUGAGGUAGCAUGUGAAUGACUAUUUUUAUCAAUAGACAAGCAAAAUCAGUAUUUCCAAUAUCCCCUUGUUGAUCAUAUUUUCUAUUGCUUCAAAUAUUCAAGUUCAUGAUAAGACAAUAUUAUUAGAUACAUGGUAAUAGCUCUAACUUAAUUUCUAACGCAGCAAUCAACAAUGAAAUAAAAUAUCAGUUUUGCGGAAAAAAAAAAAAAAAAUUCGAAAAGGCGACAUGGAUAGAUUUCUAGAAUCAUAGUAAAAUGUGCGCUGUUGAUCACUGAAACCAGGAUUAAGGACUAGCCAUCCUUCCUCGUUGAUAUUAAUAAUAAUGGCUAUUCGGAUGAAGCCAUAAAUUAUGUAAAUAGUAAAAAAAAUCAACAGUAUUUAUUCACUGAUUAAAUAAUGUAUGUUCACAGUAGAUUUAUGAAAACACGAUUUCAGAGUAUGCCCACCAAAUGUUUAAUGUACACAACAUAUUAAAUGCAGUUUCAAAGGUAUUAUAUUGCAAAUUGUGAUGCCAAAUUUUUAAUUCAACUGAUAGUUCAUUCUUGUUGCAUUCAUCGAUCCAUAAAAAUGAUUAGUUUGCCAUAGAUUGAUAUUCGUUUAAGAAAUCUUUUUUCGAUACUCUGAUUAUAAUGUAUAAAUCAUAGAGUUAUAAUAUGACAAGCCAUAAAGAUAGCACGUUUUAGAAUUGUUAGAAGCUAGCUGGCAAACUGUUUUUUCGCCAAAUUUAACUUUGAAAAUUGAUCAAAUAAGUACAACACAGUUGACAUGAACUAAAUAAAAUUUUACAAAAUAA